Molecule: messenger RNA, 1882 nt
Organism: Pelagomonas calceolata
Lineage: Eukaryota; Pelagophyceae; Pelagomonadales; Pelagomonadaceae
Source: the annotation of a GenBank genome assembly
GUCGACUGUGGCAAAAUUUUACGCCAUAACAGCGUCGGCCUGGCAUCCGAGGCUAUUCUGAGCUUGGCACAGUACCGUCGCAGCAGUCUCAGCACAUCAGCGCUGCGAGUUGGCACUCUAGCAAGCCACAAGCUGUUGUCUCAAGGCGUGGGUCGGCUUGCAUCGGCUAUAAGGGCUGGGACCAGAGAGGCGCGAACGCCGUCGACGCGGCGACAAAAAAAACGCCGUCGACGCGGCUACAAGACGCCGUCGACGCGUAGGAAACAACCAUGGCCACCGGCACGCACGCCGCGCGCGGCGAGCUCGCUUUGUUAGGAGCUUUGAGUAUAGCCUUCGCCACGCUCACGCUCCGAGAAGCGAGCCCGCACGACGCCUUCGAAGUGAUAUCGAGGUUAUUUUGGCGGUCGGCGUCAGCACGCCCUCCCAUCCUCUUGGUGGUCAUACUCGUAGGAUGGGCGGGCGUCGUGCACUGCGGCCAAGUAGCCGGGUUAAGGCUCUCGAGAGCUUUGGGCGAGGGCGUGUUAUCACCAAGAAUCAUUCUGCGGAGCGCUUUGGGUUUAUUGGAUGUGAUACUGCUCUGUCGGCUGGUACCCUUCGUGGCCCAAGUGGUCUUCGAGACGGAGCACUUCGGGCGGUGGUGUUUGUUCUUCGAUCUAGUGGCGUACGCCGCAUGCAUCCUACUCCUAGCGGCGCCACCCUCUGCUUGUUGUGGUAGUGAUGAAGCGGGUUAUUCCAGUGAAAGGUGUAAGGCCCACCAGCGCUACGACCACGGCUGGCUGUUGCAGACGGCCCACGGUCGAAGUUCAUUGCUGAGAACUCUGAUAGAAUCUUUAUGCGCGCCGUUCGCGCCCGUGACGUUCUGGCACGUCAUCGUGGCCGACUAUGUGCGGACUCGGCGUCCCGCGGUGCUGCGGUGCCUUCACGCCAUCGACGCGCGUCGUCGCCAUCUCCUGAUGAAGUGGGUGGUCUCCUUUUCGAUUUUGAGCCGAUUCGGACCACGUCGGGGCUGCGCGGCGUGUCAGAGAGAGAGAGAGAGCGUCUUCGUGAGACCACGCCGCCGCGACGCCGUCGAUGCGGCGGUCUCGUGACAUGAUCUCGACACAGGCCACGAGCAUGGCCAAGGCACUCGGUGACGUCCACGUCACGGGUUGUGUCGCGUGGUACGCCGGUAUUUCACCGGCCUACUCCCACCUCACAACAGAUACGCACGGCGUCUUCUGGGAGGAGACCAGAGGGGCUUGCGUCACGUCCGAAUUAAACGCGUGGGCGCUGGCCUUGCCCUUCUGGUGUCGUUUAUUUCAAUGCCUAUCGGUACUACGACGUACGGGCGAGCCCAAGAACUUCUGGAACGCCGUGAAAUACGCGACGGCGUUUCCUCUCGUCUAUGCGGGGUACCUGGACCGACUCGCGCCGACCGAUCAAACUCGUAGAUUAGUAGUGUUGACGGCCUGUGUGCAAUCCUCCGCAACCUUCGCCUGGGACCUGUGCAUGGACUGGGGCCUCUUCAAGAAGCGGCGAGGGGGAUUACUCUGUGGCAUCUUCGAGGUCGACCAGAUGAGGGAGCCGAAAUCACUCGUUUUUUCGAAACGUAGCGAUAUGUUUAUAUAUGCUGCUUAUGCCGGUCUGGUGCUCUUCAACUUCAGUCUGAGGUUUGCCUGGGCUUUGGCGGUGUUCGGUCACGUGUCGACGCGCGGCAUGGGCAUGUUGUCGUUUGAAAUUGCGGAAUUGGCGAGGAGGACGGUCUGGGCGUUGUUUCGCAUCGAGUGGGAGUAUCAUGAAAAAGGAUGGCCCCUCGAUACCGACUCAGAUAACGAGGAGACGGAACAGCUCGUGGAGAUGGUCGAGAAGGGCGGGGCGCGGAGCGCUUCUGAAGAUUGAGUAA